Messenger RNA from Thermothielavioides terrestris NRRL 8126, 1173 nucleotides. RefSeq lists its product as uncharacterized. The transcript has a single exon. The record is from RefSeq and is a predicted model, not a curated record. The coding region runs from base 51 to 917 and encodes 288 amino acids. NCBI's taxonomy places the organism in Eukaryota, Fungi, Ascomycota, Sordariomycetes, Sordariales, Chaetomiaceae.
CAGCUUUUUUAACAUUCUUGCGCGCGAAUCUCGUGCUGCCACACUCAGCCAUGUCCUCCACUGUCUCUACGCCGGCUCUUGAGCCACAUUCAUCGCAAACACUCCCGCCUGUGUCGCCAUCUCCGCACGCGGCCCGCCCUGCCCAGGGUGCUCUUGAUGGCGACCUUCCGCCACUCUCCCUCGAAAUACUGACCGACCGCGCCGACAAGGCCGCUGCGCUUAAGCUCAUUGCCGACAGCAUCGCCCAGCAGCGCCAACAAGCCUCCUUUUACCUCAUCUUCCACCCUCUACCCCUCGCCGGCCUGCUUGCCGUCCUCGCGGUCGUCUACCACUUUGCCCGGACGCAAAACAUGUCCAACGAACUCGGCACAACAAUGAUGCUCGCAAGCGGGGUCACCAUGACGUACCUCAUCGGAAUCCGCUUCCUCACGUCGGGCUACCUGCAGGCGGCGGAGCGUAUCACGUGGGAUUUCCUCACGCCACCGGGCUCUGCGCCCGCAUCUGCCGGCGGGCAGGAGGACCUGGUGAUAGGCACGCGCUUCGGCAAGGACAUAAUCGGGGCGCUCGUGCUCCGCCUGGAACGGCCGUCCUCCUCGGAGGGCGGCGGCAGCGGCGGCGGCCGGCGCAAGGCGCACAGCCGGCAGAACAGCCUCAAGGGCGGCAAGGGCGUGAUCCGCGCGUGGACGACGAAGUUGCGGUACCGCGGGAAGGGCGUGGGCGGCGACAUGCUCCGGGAAGCCGUGCGCGUGACGCGCGAGCGGUGCGGCAAGGACGCCGAGGUCGGGUUCGCGCAGGAGCACGCCAACAGCGUCAGGGUGCUGCCGGAGCGGUUCAACAAGCCUUUCAGGAGGAAGGAGAUGCGAGCGGCGAGGGCGCUAGAGUCGGUGCUGGCUGAGUGGGACGGGAGGAAACGGUGAAGGGUGGAGAGGUGGGCCUGGGCCUGGCGAGGGAACUUGGAUAGACCUCGGAAUCUCGAACCUUUGACGAUUGGCCAAGCCAGCCAUGAGUGGGAUGGGGGUUACGGUUGUCCCUGGAUAUGGAACGGCGUUGGAAAGGCAAGGAACAGGGCGUUUGUCGAUGACCUGUUUUCUCCAAGGAUAUUCCAUACCACAUAGACCUUUGCUUAAUGAUACCUCGGGCUCGCUGGUGCUUUGGAGUUGAAUCACUUGUGUU